This is a messenger RNA of Loxodonta africana (African savanna elephant), 3405 nucleotides long. It is a transcript of the gene PLA2G4A, whose product is annotated as phospholipase A2 group IVA. Bases 197 to 2503 code for a protein of 768 amino acids. Gene Ontology annotation, biological process: glycerophospholipid catabolic process. NCBI's taxonomy places the organism in Eukaryota, Metazoa, Chordata, Mammalia, Proboscidea, Elephantidae. The record is from RefSeq and is a predicted model, not a curated record. Gene Ontology annotation, molecular function: calcium-dependent phospholipid binding; calcium ion binding. The transcript has 19 exons. Gene Ontology annotation, cellular component: Golgi apparatus; nucleus; cytosol.
UUUUAGCUCCUCCCGCCAAGGGUAAGACUUUCUUUAAAUUGUCGGUAGUCGGGACUGAAAAAGGGAUCCUGACUGAAAGCUAAAAGGAUAGAGGAGCCUGAAGAAUCCCAUGUAACUCUGAGAACUGUUUGAAAGAAACUAGAGUGCCAGAGAAGACCUUUGAAGUGUGAAAAGAUUUCCUGUAAUUGAAACCAAAAUGUCAUUUAUAGAUCCUUAUCAGCACAUUAUAGUGGAGCACCAGUAUUCCCACAAGUUCACUGUCGUGGUGUUACGUGCCACCAAAGUGACAAAGGGGGCCUUCGGUGACAUGCUUGAUACUCCAGAUCCGUAUGUGGAACUUUUCAUCUGUACCACUCCUGACAGCAGGAAAAGAACAAGACACUUCAAUAAUGACAUAAAUCCCGUGUGGAAUGAGACCUUUGAAUUUAUUUUGGAUCCUAAUCAGGAAAAUGUUUUGGAGAUCACAUUAAUGGAUGCCAAUUAUGUUAUGGAUGAAACUCUAGGGACAGCAACAUUUCCUAUAUCUUCUAUGAAAGUGGGAGAGAAGAAGGAAGUUCCCUUUAUUUUCAACCAAGUCACUGAAAUGAUUCUGGAAAUGUCUCUUGAAGUUUGCUCAGCCCCAGACCUUCGAUUUAGCAUGGCUCUCUGUGAUCAGGAGAAAACUUUCAGACAACAAAGAAAAGAAAAAAUAAAGGAGAACAUGAAGAAACUCUUGGGUCCAGAGAAUAGUGAAGGCUUGUAUUCUACCCGUGAUGUGCCUGUGGUGGCCAUAUUGGGCUCAGGUGGGGGCUUCCGAGCCAUGGUGGGCUUCUCCGGUGUGAUGAAGGCACUGUAUGAAUCAGGGAUUUUGGAUUGCACCACCUACAUUGCUGGUCUUUCUGGCUCCACAUGGUACAUGUCAACCUUAUAUUCUGAUCCUGAUUUUCCAGAGAAAGGGCCAGAGGAGAUUAAUGAAGAGUUAAUGAAAAAUGUUAGCCACAAUCCCCUUUUACUUCUCACACCACAGAAGAUUAAACGAUAUGUUGAGUCUUUAUGGAAGAAGAAAAGCUCUGGGCAACCUGUCACCUUUACUGAUAUCUUUGGAAUGUUAAUAGGAGAAACACUAAUUCACAAUAGAAUGAACACUACGUUAAGUAGUUUGAAGGAAAAAGUCAACACUGCACAAUGCCCUUUACCUCUUUUCACCUGUCUCCAUGUCAAACCCGAUGUUUCGGAGUUGAUGUUUGCAGAUUGGGUUGAAUUUAGUCCAUAUGAGAUUGGCAUGGCUAAAUAUGGUACUUUUAUGGCCCCUGACUUAUUUGGAAGCAAAUUUUUUAUGGGAACAGUUGUGAAGAAAUAUGAAGAAAAUCCCUUGCAUUUUUUAAUGGGUGUCUGGGGAAGUGCUUUUUCUAUAUUAUUCAACAGAGUCUUGGGUGUUUCUGCUUCACAAAGUAAAGGUUCCACAAUGGAGGAAGAAUUAGAAAAUAUUACAGCGAAACAUAUUGUGAGUAAUGAUAGCUCGGAUAGUGAUGAUGAAUCACAAGAGCCCAAAGGCACUGAAAAUGAAGAUGCCGAAAGGGACUAUCAAAAUGAUAAUCAAGCAAGUUGGGUUCAUCGAAUGUUAAUGGCCUUGGUGAGUGAUUCAGCUUUAUUCAAUACCCGAGAAGGACGUGCUGGGAAGGUGCACAACUUCAUGUUGGGCUUGAAUCUCAAUACAUCCUAUCCACUGUCUCCUUUGAGAGGCUUUACCACACAGGAGUCCUUGGAUGAAGAUGAAUUGGAUGCAGCUGUGACAGAUCCUGAUGAAUUUGAAAGAAUAUAUGAGCCCCUGGAUGUCAAAAGUAAAAAGAUCCAUGUAGUGGACAGUGGGCUCACAUUUAACCUGCCCUAUCCUUUGAUCCUGAGACCACAGAGAGGGGUAGAUCUCAUCAUUUCCUUUGACUUUUCUGCAAGACCAAGUGACUCCAGUCCUCCCUUCAAGGAACUUCUACUUGCAGAAAAGUGGGCUAAAAUGAACAAGCUCCCUUUUCCAAAGAUUGAUCCUUAUGUGUUUGAUCGGGAAGGACUGAAGGAGUGCUAUGUCUUUAAACCCAAGAACCCUGAUGUGGAGAAAGAUUGCCCAACUAUCAUUCACUUUGUUCUGGCCAACAUCAACUUCAGAAAGUACAAGUCUCCAGGGAGAGACUCCAUGAGCAGUUGGCAUGCCCUAGGGGAUUCCUGUGGCAUGAAGACAGGUGUUCCAAGAGAAACUAAGGAAGAGAAAGAAAUAGCUGACUUUGACAUUUUUGAUGAUCCAGAAUCACCAUUUUCAACCUUCAACUUUCAAUAUCCAAAUCAAGCAUUCAAAAGGCUGCAUGAUCUAAUGCACUUCAAUACCCUGAACAACAUUGAUGUGAUAAAGAAAGCCAUAAUUGAAAGCAUCGAAUAUAGAAGACAGAAUCCAUCUCGUUGCUCUGUUUCUCUCAGUAAUGUUGAGGCAAGACGAUUCUUCAACAAAGAGUUUCUAAGCAAAACCACAGCAUAGUCUGUGUACUGGAGAAGGCAGCAAUUUCUGACGUGGAGGCUGUUUGAAAUUCCUUGACAACUGGAUUUGAAGCACAGUACAGACAACAGUACUGAUUUUGAGAGACUGGCUGAUACUCAGAGUUGCAAAUACAAAUGCCCUGAGGUGGAACGCUGAGCAGGUUCCAGGAACAGGGAGGGGCUAAUGUGCCCAGGACAGUGUGGGGGAGGGGUAUAAAAAGUUAAUUUUCACUUAUGCGUAGAAUUAUAUUUGUUCAAAACUUAGCAAUACUGUGUAUACAGUAUUUGUCCUUCAAAAUACCCCUGUGAAUUAACAAGACCAGAGAUUUGCCCAACAUUGCUAGAGUUAAUGUCUGAACUGGGAUCCUGAAGUUCUUGCCCUUGACCCUGUGGACCUUGUAUCACAUUCUGUGGUGUCUCCUAGAGACUGAUUAGAUGAACACCUUAAAUACAAGUGAUUAUUAAAACUUGGACUAACUAGGACCUUGCUUUCCCUUUGUUUUUAGUUAAUUGACUGCAACAACAGAGCCUCAUUGUCUAAUUCAACUUUGCUGAUUUGUUCAUUUAUAAAUUUGCUAGAGUUUUGAUUUAUAUAAAAAAAAGAAAACACACACAAAUUCAUCUUGACGAGAAAUCUCUACAUUUAUUUUUUCACUCUUUCUCUGUCCAAAAGAAUGACUGAUGAGGAAUAAGACCUCGUGGCUUUUCCAAAACCACCAACAUGCCCCAAUAAUUUCAUCUUGGCUCUUUGCCUUCUUGACACCACACACCUUUCUGAUUUGCUCAUUGUUCACACCAUCAUUGGUAUCUUUACCUACUCAUGUACAAUCUGACCAAUUUCAUGUUACUUUUUUGUAAGUAAUGAAAACAACAAAAUAAAAGCUUAAAAUAUAUGCUUAAUUA